AUGCAGGACACCUUGGCUCCGCAGCCUGUCGAGGAGCUUGAGCCAGCCACGUCGUUGGUGGUUUGCAACGAAGAAAGCUUCAGUCCAGGUCAUCUGGAGGCAAAAUCGAUGGAUGUCGAGGAGGCUCUUGAGGCCGUGGCCACAGAGAAGUUGGAUGCUGAGGAUGCGCCGAUGCCGACCGAGAAAUUGGAUCACGCAGAGGAGCCUGAUCUACAGACUCUCUUGCAGCGACAUAUCUCGGAGUUAGAGGAGGUGUCAACACAGAUGACCCAACGGCAGAAAGCCCUGCUUGGAGUCUAUAAGGCCCUCAGACUUCACGACUGGACCUCCAAAAAGAUGCCAUUUUGA
Messenger RNA from Cladocopium goreaui, 348 nucleotides. The record is from the annotation of a GenBank genome assembly. NCBI's taxonomy places the organism in Eukaryota, Dinophyceae, Suessiales, Symbiodiniaceae.